Messenger RNA from Echinostoma caproni, 327 nucleotides. The record is from the annotation of a GenBank genome assembly. NCBI's taxonomy places the organism in Eukaryota, Metazoa, Platyhelminthes, Trematoda, Plagiorchiida, Echinostomatidae.
UUCAUAAUGGAAAAACUUGAUGUAUCUGUGGUUGGAUCCAUCAACACUGACCUUUCAGUAUACACCGAUGCUGUGCCUGAAGCAGGAGAGACUGUAAUGGGUGCAGAAUUUAUUAUGGGAUUUGGAGGGAAGGGAGCCAAUCAGUGUGUUGCUACACAGUUCCUUGGAAGCAAGUCCGCCAUUGUGGUCGGAUGUGACUGCUUCGGCGACGCUUAUUUGGAACACCUGAACAAAAUAUCAGUGAACACCAGUAAGUGCCAGUUUUACACGCGAUGUUUCCUCUCAAUUUUCACUGUACAGACGUGCAUCUUUCGAAUAUAUAUAUAA